AUGGUACUUCCACUUGGUUCUUCAUUAGUUUCUUUUUUUUCAACCAGAAUUAUAAAGACAGCAAAUCAAUCACAUUUUUUUUAUUCUCAUUUUUUUCCAGGAUACCUUGAAGACAGUUUUGUAAAGUCUGGAGUUUUCAAUGUUUCAGAGCUAGUACGGGUGUCUAGAACACCCAUAACACAAGGCUCUGGAGUCAGUUUUCCAAUUGGAGAGCCACUAAGCCAGCCCUACUAUCAUGACAUGAACUCAGCAGUCAGCUUACAGAGGUCACUGUCCUCUCCACCUAGCAGUAAAAGACCCAAGACAAUUUCUAUAGAUGAAAACAUGGAGCCAAGCCCAACUGGGGAAUUCUAUCCGUCUCCAAAUUCACCAGCAGCGGGAAGUCGGACAUGGCAUGAUAGAGAUCAAAAUAUGUCCUCCCCAACUAUGAAGAAGCCUGAAAAGCCAUUGUUUAGCCCAACAUCACCACAGGAUUCUUCAUCAAGACUGAGCACUUUUCCCCAGCAUCAUCAUCCGGGGAUUCCAGGAGUAGGACAUAGUGUCAUCUCAACUAGGACUUCACCCUCCCCUCUGCCAUUUGCAACGCAAGCUAUACUUCCUCCGGCCCCAAGUUCCUACUUUUCUCAUCCAACAAUCCGAUAUCCUCCACACCUGAAUCCUCAGGAUGCCCUGAAGAACUAUGUUCCUUCUUAUGACCCGUCCAGUCCACAAACAAGCCAGCCAAACAGCAGCGGGCAAGUCGUUGGGAAGGUGCCUGGCCACUUCACUCCAGUGUUGGCCCCAUCACCCCAUCAUGGAGCAGUUAGACCUGUGACACUGACCAUGACUGACACAAAGCCUAUCACUACAUCCACUGAAGGUGAGGUACAUUCACUAGCAAUGGCAUCCUACACAGCCUCUGGCACAUCACAAGCCAACCGAUACGUGGGACUAAGCCCAAGAGAUCCAGCCUUCCUACACCAGCAACAGCUGAGGAUUUGUGACUGGACCAUGAAUCAAAACGGCAGGCAUUUAUACCCCAGUGCCAGUGAGGAUACAUUGGGAAUAACUUGGCAAAGUCCUGGUACCUGGGCUAGCUUGGUUCCUUUCCAAGUAUCCAAUAGGACAUCAAUCCUACCAAGCAAUGUCCAAAAUUAUGGACUAAAUAUAAUUGGAGAACCCUUUCUUCAAGCAGAGACAAGCAACUGA
Molecule: messenger RNA, 1188 nt
Organism: Staurois parvus
Lineage: Eukaryota; Metazoa; Chordata; Amphibia; Anura; Ranidae
Source: the annotation of a GenBank genome assembly